Messenger RNA from Gloeophyllum trabeum ATCC 11539, 375 nucleotides. RefSeq lists its product as uncharacterized. The record is from RefSeq and is a predicted model, not a curated record. NCBI's taxonomy places the organism in Eukaryota, Fungi, Basidiomycota, Agaricomycetes, Gloeophyllales, Gloeophyllaceae. Bases 1 to 375 code for a protein of 124 amino acids. The transcript is spliced from 2 exons.
AUGUCAAGAAUUGAUUUCGACAUUCAGAUCCCUCGAGACUUGAUGAUGGACAAGGGAUAUAUUGCCAUCAUACUUACUAGAAAGGAACCUGAAGACGAUGAAUAUGCCUUGACUGAUGACUCAACGUCCGUGGGUUCAUCCAGCCCAGAAGAGCAGAUCACGGUGUCUCCUACGUACUCAGCACCAGUACGUGUGAUUCGACGCCUCCCUCCUCUCCCAGUCCAGUCUCUCGUCAGCCAUCCCUCGUCGCCUACCUCCCUGCCAAACUCAAGUUAUUCGAACUACUCCGCCUUUGAUCGUUCUUUCCAGGAUAUGCACAAUAAAUAUCCCCAGGGCGAUGAGUUCACGGGGAAGGGAAAAGGGAACGAGAAGUAG